AUGACGACCAUCUCGUCGCCUACAACCUGUGUGCCGCUCCUGGCGCCGCGUCGCGCGGGAGGAGCCCCCGCUGUGGCGCCGCAUCACCAUGCGCGGGCACGAGGGGAUCGCGCGCAGGCUCAACCGCGGCGGCAUGGCCUGCGAGGCCGUGCGGCGCAGCGCAGCGCGGGCCACUGCGAGGCGUUCUGCGGGCAGUACGCCGGGGACGACGGCUUCCUUAUCUACCUCACUGAACAGGCCCCUUGUCUAAAGAGCCUUCGCCUUAUUUCCUGCAACCUUGUCUCAAAUGAAGGACUUACGGAGGCUGUGAAAGGGCUCCCUCUGCUUGAGGAGCUCGAGCUCUCGCUAUGUCCUAACGUUGGUGGUUUUUUUGUGAGCAUUGACGUUUGUGGUUAUGAGGUUUACAAGUUUGUUAGCGAAGUAUGCCCACAGCUGAAGCACUUCAGACUGAACAAUGAAGAUUUCAACGUUACUAGAGAUUGGAACAAGAACAAGGACGUUGGAGGGAUUGCAGGUAUGCAUGGGCUACGCUCCUUGCAGCUUUUUGGCAAUGGCAUGGACAAUGAGGGCCUAGAAACCGUCUUGGACAGCUGUCCCCAUCUGGAGUCCCUUGACAUACGCCAUUGCUUCAACGUCGACAUGGAUGAGACUCUGCUCCUCAAGUGUGCCAAACUCAAGACGCUGAGGCUUCCUGACGACCCCACUGAUGACUAUGACCUCGAGAUUAAAACACCUAUCAGGAUGUGUGUGAUUGACGAUAGCCCUUGGUAUUCCGAUGAGUACGAUUCCUAUAGAAACCGGCUCCGCUCUCAAGAUUACCUCAACGACUCCGACUCCUAG
Molecule: messenger RNA, 840 nt
Organism: Miscanthus lutarioriparius
Lineage: Eukaryota; Viridiplantae; Streptophyta; Magnoliopsida; Poales; Poaceae
Source: the annotation of a GenBank genome assembly